UCAGAGACGAAAGGAGGCAGCAGGAGCAAGCGGCGGCCGUCAUGGAUCCAUCAUCGUCGAACACAAACAAAGCGUUAACGGAGACGCGUUUCUCCGACCUCGAGCCUCCCCUCUCCGAAGACAUCAUCGAGGCCCUCGACCGGUCCGGUUUCGAGUUCUGCACUCCGGUUCAGGCCGCGACGAUUCCUUUGCUCUGCCGCCACAAGGAUGUCGCCGUCGACGCCGCCACCGGCUCGGGAAAAACCCUAGCUUUCGUCUUACCAUUAAUAGAGAUUCUCCGCCGCUCCACCUCUUACCCUCCCAAGGCUCACCAGGUUAUGGGGGUGAUUAUAUCGCCGACAAGAGAGUUAUCAACGCAGAUAUACAACGUGGCACAGCCAUUUGUCUCCACUUUGCCGAAUGUGAACUCUGUGCUGCUCGUUGGAGGCCGAGAGGUGAAGUCCGACAUGAGCACUAUAGAAGAAGGAGGAUGCAAUCUCUUGAUCGGCACACCUGGAAGGCUCUCUGAUAUAAUGGAACGAAUGGAGAUUCUCGAUUUCAGAAACCUUGAGAUUCUUAUCUUAGAUGAAGCAGAUAGGCUAUUGGAGAUGGGGUUCCAGAAGCAGGUGAACAGCAUCAUAUCUCGCUUGCCGAAGCAGCGUAGGACUGGUCUCUUUUCAGCUACACAGACCGAAGGUGUUGAAGAGCUGGCCAAGGCUGGGCUUAGGAACCCUGUGAGAGUUGAAGUUCGAGCUGAGUCAAAGUCUGAAUCAUCAUCCCAGCAAUUAACAAACUCCAAAGUGCCUUCUGGUCUUCACCUUGAGUAUUUGGUAUGCGAAGCAGAUAAGAAGUCAUCGCAACUAGUGGAUCUCCUCGUCGAGAAUGCAAAGAGAAAGCUUAUAGUAUACUUUAUGACUUGUGCUUCUGUUGAUUACUGGGGACUAGUGCUUUCGAAAAUCCCUGCUCUGAAGUCCAUUUCUUUAAUCCCUAUCCAUGGGGAUAUGAAGCAGAAUGCAAGAGACAAGGCGUUAGCUUCGUUUACUGAAGCAUCAAGCGGUGUCCUUUUGUGCACUGAUGUGGCUGCACGUGGACUUGAUAUUCCAGGCAUUGAUUACGUAGUUCAGUAUGAUCCUCCACAAGACCCUAAUAUGUUCAACCAUAGAGUUGGCAGAACUGCAAGACUGGGAAAAGAAGGAAGAGCCAUCGUUUUUUUACUGCCUGAGGAAGAAGACUAUGUAGAGUUUAUGCGGAGAAGAGGGGUCCCUUGUCAAGAGAAAGAAUGUUCUGAGGAAGCAUCUGAUGUCAUCCCUAUAAUACGGUCACUAGCCAUGAAGGACAGGGCAGUGUUGGAGAAGGGACUAAAGGCGUUUGUUUCCUUUGUCCGUGGUUAUAAGGAGCAUCACUGCUCUUACAUUUUCAGAUGGAAAAGCCUAGAAAUAGGAAAGUUAGCAAUGGGAUAUGGACUCUUGUAUCUUCCUUCAAUGUCUGAAGUCAAACAACACAGACUCUCCAGUGAGGGUUUCACACCUGUUGCAGACGUCAAGUUUGAGGACAUCAAGUUCAAGGACAAAUCUAGGGAGAAGCAGAGGAAGCAGAACAUGCAAGCAAGGAAAGAGAAACGGCAACAAGAGAAAAAGGAGAAAGGCAAGAAGAACUCGAAAAAGGCGGUUGUUGCUGCUGCCGCAGAUUCUAACAAGAGGAAGUUGACAGGAAAGCAGAGACAAACCAUCCAAACCGCGGAAGAUGAAGAAGAGAUGGCUCGAGAUUAUCGGUUACUUAAGAAACUCAAGAAAGGUUCUAUUAAAGAAGAUGAUUUUGCUAAACUUACAGGAGCUGAUGACUUCUAAUCUCAUUAGAAUAAGAAAACAAACCAUUUUGAAAUUUUGCAGAAGACCUCUCUGUCUCAGUUUUGUAACCUCACACAUUUUUCCUCCUUUUCCAACGACAUCAACGGCCGUGAUUUAA
Molecule: messenger RNA, 1944 nt
Organism: Brassica oleracea var. oleracea
Lineage: Eukaryota; Viridiplantae; Streptophyta; Magnoliopsida; Brassicales; Brassicaceae
Product: DEAD-box ATP-dependent RNA helicase 18-like
Exons: 11
Coding region: 42-1826 (594 amino acids)
Cellular component (GO): nucleolus
Molecular function (GO): nucleic acid binding; ATP binding; RNA helicase activity
Source: RefSeq, a predicted model, not a curated record